UCUGCUUGUCCAGCAUGAUGCUGCCGAGAGGGGGAAGAAUACAGAAUUUGUUUCAGGGAUCCAGACAAUGGAUUUAUCGCCGUGCUGCAGGAGUCGGGGGAGAUCCGAGCGCUUGCAGGUCUGGAAAAGAGGGGAAGAUGCGCUGAAAGGAUGCUAGAUGGAGAUUCCCCGCCCGGCUGGAUCUUCCUUGAUUGGAUUCUCUAGCAUCUCCCUUGGCGACUCGCAGCUUAUCGCCGAAUGUCGCGGUUGGUCCGCCAUCCAGGCUGUUCUUCAUUGGGCUUAUCAGAGAUGUUAGUCCAGUCUCUUGCGGGACAAUCGAGGCUCGGAUCGGCCGACAGACGGGACAGAUAGGCAGGGCGCAGCAGAGAUAAAUACACGCACCUCGUCAUGGCUCGAUUGAGUAGGAUUUAGGAAACUGCUUGGCCUUUGAGGCAGACGCAAGGUUGACCGCUGAGAUGGCUCGCAAAGAGGAUCGAGACUCGGUACGGACGACGGAAGCAGCUCAGCCUGCCAAACAGACACAGGUGCAGAUAUCGCCUGAUGCCGCUGACGAUGUCGCCCCAGACCAAGGCUGUCGAAAGACCUCCAAAUUCUCAGUCUUGCUGAUGAUCGUGUUCUCCGGUCUGGCCAUUGGCUCUGACGGUUUCAACGCAUCUAUAAUCGGCAACCUCGAAUUGGUCAUGGAGGUCAUCUACCCAAAGGCUCUCACCACGGCUGUCGCAUCUCGUUUGUCCAACGCCUUUAUGGUAGGUAUGAUCAUUGGCAUGUUGUCCUUCGGAUACUUGUCCGAUAAAUUGGGCCGCAAGACCGGCGCAGUCUUGACCACCGUCAUCCUCGUCCUAGGGAUCGCAUUGAGCGCUGGUGCUAGCGGAACAGAUCGAGAUGGAAUGUUUUGGAUGUUGAUUAUUGCGAGAGGAAUCGCUGGCGUCGGCGCGGGUGGGGAGUAUCCGGUUGCCGGGGCUGGUGCUGCAGAAGCCACCGAUGAAGAUCUGGGUGUCCGAAACAAACGAGGCUUCAUCUUUGCCAUGAUUGCUGACCUGUCGGCUUCCCUUGGGUUCGCCUUUGGUGCCCUAGUCCCCCUGCUGUUGCUUCUGUGCUUUCACCAGGAGGUCCGUCAUUAUGAAGCUGUCUGGCGGAUUUCACUCGCGCUGGGGGUAAUUCCUCCGCUCUCCAUCUUUUGGUUUCGAUACCGAAUGGCUGUCAGCUCGGCUUAUCGCAAGAGCGCGAUGCAGAAGCAAACAGUGCCCUACUGGCUGGCACUAAAGCGUUACUGGCGUCCGUUGUUAGGCACGUGCGGCUCUUGGUUCAUUUAUAACUACAUCUCGUACCCGUUUGGGCUAUUUUCAUCAACAAUUGUCGGUCGCGUGAACCCGACCUCCUCUCUCGCACUGACAAUGGCCUGGGGCACGCUCAUCAACUGUUUUUACAUCCCCGGGGCAUUCAUCGGGGGCUUCCUGUCCGACCGGAUUGGGCGGCGGCGGACCAUGGCGCUCGGGUACUUUCUCCAGGCUGCCCUGGGCUUUAUCCUGGGUGGCGCGUUGGGACCCAUCGAAAAGUCGCUGCCACUCUUUAUUGUGCUCUAUGGCGUUUUCCUCACGCUCGGAGAGGUGGGUCCCGGAUCGACGAUUGUUGUGACAGCCAGUGAAAGUUUCCCGACCGCGAUACGCGGGCAUGCCGUGGGAUUUGCAGCGGCAUGGAGCAAGGCGGGGGCGGCCAUUGGGACGGCGGUUUUCAAGCCUAUCCUGGCUAGCUGGGGAGAUGAUGAGUUUCGCGGCACGCAGGCCGUGUUUCUCAUUGGCUCCGGGUUCGCCGUCCUAGGGGGGCUCUUGGCCUGGUUUGUGUUCCAGGAUGUGGAUCACGCGCUGGACAAUGAAGACCAGGCUUGGAAGGACUAUCUCGCUGCUAAUGGCUAUGGGGAUGUGCAGUGGGGCAUUGCAAGUAGCUCAUCGCAUGAGCCGGAACCGAAGGCAGCGCAGACGUAGUCUCGGAGACUCCGUGGUCACUAUAGAGUUGUCGGUUUGCAGGUAUGCUGCCGAGCAGUACUCGAAAGUAUCUCAUUAUGAUCGUAUAUCCUCUAGCGUCUUAAGCAUCCGGGGGAGACUCGUAUUCUUCAGCUUCAACGAGGGCAUUGCCGUCGCUUAAACAUUUCAAAUUCAGUUGAAUGGGAGUGCGAUUGGGUGCCGCAAGCCUGCCCUUAAUGUUGAGGGCAUAUGUUGCCGUUCUAGACCCAGAGGCUCGAACUUAGUUUCAUGCAGGAACUGACAGGGUUAGGUCAGGCCAUAUGGGCCAUCGCGUGCG
This is a messenger RNA of Aspergillus eucalypticola CBS 122712, 2298 nucleotides long. RefSeq names its product major facilitator superfamily transporter. Gene Ontology annotation, molecular function: carboxylic acid transmembrane transporter activity. The transcript is spliced from 3 exons. Gene Ontology annotation, cellular component: plasma membrane. Gene Ontology annotation, biological process: transmembrane transport; carboxylic acid transport. NCBI's taxonomy places the organism in Eukaryota, Fungi, Ascomycota, Eurotiomycetes, Eurotiales, Aspergillaceae. The record is from RefSeq and is a predicted model, not a curated record. Bases 456 to 1982 code for a protein of 508 amino acids.